ACUUAUUGCUCCCAUUACUAUGGUCUUGAAGUCUUGAAAUAUCUCAGUUUACUUCCUCAGCUCGUCAUUAUCGAUUUUCGAUGUUCAGCUAACAUUGCUUACGAUCGAUGGCCUGCACGCACUUCAAGUAAUAAUGAAUAUCUACGUGAGCCAAUACCAAAGAAACCGUUAUAA
Molecule: messenger RNA, 174 nt
Organism: Funneliformis mosseae
Lineage: Eukaryota; Fungi; Glomeromycota; Glomeromycetes; Glomerales; Glomeraceae
Source: the annotation of a GenBank genome assembly